AUGGACAACAAUCCGACCGAAAACCAUGACGCCUCUCACGGCGACAUCAAGCCUCCUCGUCCGCCUCCCGUCGUCCACAUCUACGACACCAUCGAGGAGCCGACCCUCCUGCGCGGCAUGAUCGUCGAGGACGUCUACCUGCUCGGCGGGCAGUUCGCCAUCCUCUGCCAGUUCGCGCACCCGUCGCUCGCGCGCGGCGCCUCGCGGCACAGCACCUUUGCGUCGCGCAUCCCCACGCGGCUGCGCAACACGGCGCGCUUCCUCAACGCCGCCGUCUUCGGCACCCCGCGCGACAAGGCGGCCAUCUUCUCCGUCAUACACCGCUACCACGCGCGCGUCCGCGGCGACGGCUACGACGCCAACGACCCGGAGCUGCACCGCUGGACCGCCGCCACGCUCUUCGUCUCCCUCGUCGUCGUCCACGAGGCCCUCUUUGGGAAGAUCCCCAUCCCGCGUCUUGAAGUCAUGUACCGCGAGGCCGCCGUGUUUGGCACGAGCUUGCGCAUGCCGCCUGACAUGUGGCCCGCGACGCUGGAUGACUUUUGGGCCUACUGGGACGAGCAGGUCGCCACGCUCGAGGUCACGGACGAGGCGCGCGAGCUGGCCCGCUCCCUGCUCUGGCCCGCUGGCCUGCCCUGGAACCUGCGCGCUGUGACGCCGUUGGCGCGCCUCAUGACGGUGCAUCUGCUGCCGCCGCGGCUGGCGCGCGAGUAUGGCCUCGAACCCUCGGCGCUGAGCUGGGCACAGUACCGCGCCACCGUGGCCGCCAUGGCUGCCGUGUACCCGCGUCUGCCGGACGGCGUGCGGCGCCGCAUGCACAACGAGUACAUGGCGGACCUGGAGCGUGCGGUGGCGCGGAUCGAGAAGACGGGUCACUGGGGGCGGGACGAGAAUCUAUAG
Messenger RNA from Purpureocillium takamizusanense, 900 nucleotides. RefSeq lists its product as uncharacterized. Gene Ontology annotation, molecular function: oxidoreductase activity. The record is from RefSeq and is a predicted model, not a curated record. The transcript has a single exon. Lineage: Eukaryota; Fungi; Ascomycota; Sordariomycetes; Hypocreales; Ophiocordycipitaceae. Bases 1 to 900 code for a protein of 299 amino acids.